Mesorhabditis spiculigera is the source of this 2682-nucleotide messenger RNA. The record is from the annotation of a GenBank genome assembly. NCBI's taxonomy places the organism in Eukaryota, Metazoa, Nematoda, Chromadorea, Rhabditida, Rhabditidae.
GAAGCCGAGCGGAAAGACAGCGAUGAGGAGAUGGAGAGAUGGGAACAACAACAAAUUCUGAAAGCCGUUGGCGCAGCAACGAUCGGUCAAGUGAAGCACGAGUACGAGCUGACCACCCAGUUCUUCCAACAGGUUCGCGAAGAAAAGACGUCGGUGACUCCUACGAUGAAUGCUCAGCAGCGGCGGCCUGGGAAGAAUAUAGCAACUAUCAGAGUUGGGGAGCACGGGAUGAGAGCCGCGGAAAGAGAAGGGCGCCGUGGCCGAAGAAGACGUGAACGGGAAGGGCAGCUGCAGGGGAUUUCGCAUGAAGACGGCCUCAGCACUGAUGAUGAAGAAACGACCUCAAGAAUCGUGGCUGACAACGAGGGAAAAGCUGAAUUAAAUGCUGCCCUCCAAGUUGUCUUCGUCGACGCCCUCGAUGAAUACAGCAACAUUUCAAAAGUUUUGGAUCGCAUCAUCGAUUGGCUGGUCGUUGACGGAAAAUCUUUCCAAGAUGCCUAUGUCCAUCUGUGUAUUCCGAAGUUGUUGUCUCCCUACAUACGCCUGCAGCUGUGCCAAGCUGAAAUUUUGAAGGACCCUAACUUCCGACUCGAUGACCAAGCCUGGUACACGGACAUUCUGACGGCGGGCGCCUCGUCCGAAAUUGAUCCGCAACAUCCGGUAGUUGUCGGGCUGUUGCCAGCAAUUGUUGAAAAGGUUGUUGUGCCAUACCUCACAGAGCUUGUGGUCGAUGAAUGGGAUCCGUUGUCUUUCCGGCAGACGCAGAAUUUGACGACCUGCAUCAAUACCAUCAUCCGAGAAUAUCCCACGAUAACUUCUAAAUCAAAGAUGGUGAAUCGACUAGCGAAUGCCAUACAAAAACGGGCCAAAGACUCCGUUUCCGAGGAUAUCUUCAUACCGAUGUACGCGAAGCACGACCCAAGCGUCAUUAUAAAAGUCAAAGCUCUGAUCGCCGAGACGCGGAACGAAUGGAUGCCCUAUAUGAAUAUGAAUUCUCGUAAACAAGUAGCUUUGGUGAUUGAACGAUAUGAGCGGAUAGCUCGAGAUGAGAUUAAUUCCCUGAAGCGACUACAUGUGCAAAUCGUUGAGGGCAAUAAUAGAAAAGAAAAUACGCAUGCGCUACAAGCACAGGCAAAACGUGUCGAAGAUCAACUACUAAAAGGCCUGGCCCAAGUUAUGUCGACCAGGGCUGAACUGGAACCAGAAUCCUGCGAAGAGUUUGACUUGAAGAUUGAGCCCGUACGAUUGCUGAUACAAAGCGAAGAGGACGAGCCGAACAUUUAUGCGGAAGAAGCCCGCCUUCAAAUGGAGAAGACUAUGAACAAAAAUUCUGAAUUAAAGAUGAAGGCCGAAGAAGCACGACUGAUGGCCGAGGAGUCUGUGCGGUUGGAAGCGGAUGUCCAGGAUUUGAACGAAAUCUUUACGCAACUCCAGACGAUCGUACAUCAACAACACGAUAUGGUUGACUCGAUCGAAGAACAUGUCGAGCAAGCGCAUUCUCAAGUCGAACGCGGUAAUCAACAAUUGAAGCAGGCUGUCAAGCAUAAAAAUGCCAAGGUGCCGGUUGUGACUGCCGUUGUGGGAGGAUUGGCUCUUGGUGGGCCGGUCGGCAUCGCGGCCGGCUCGACAAUUGCCGGCGUGGCAGCCGCCGUUGGAGGAGCAUUCGCAGCCCACACGAUUAUUCUUGCCGAUCCGUUCGAAGAUGAUCCUCGCUUGGAGAUUCCCGCAAGGUCGCCAUCGCCAACUUAUGAUAGGAUCUUUUCGGGUGGCCAAAUUGCCAUUGAUGAGGAUUUACACGAUCACGAGGGCAUGACGGAGGAAGAGUUGAAACGAGAAAUGGAAGAGCGCGAGAUGCAGGCCCAGGCUCAAAUCCUCGAGAUUGUCGGCGAUCUACGCAGCGCAGAUGACGUCCCACCGGAGAAUGUGCUUUUCGUAUGCAAGCUGAACCCCGUUACUACCGACGAAGAUCUGGAAAUUAUCUUUGCGAGAUUCGGGAAGGUUGAAUGCUGUGAAAUUAUCCGUGACCGCCGAACAGGGCGUUCGCUGCAGUACGCCUUCAUCGAAUAUUCAGACCCCAAAUUUGUGGAAGCUGCCUACUUGAAGAUGGACAAUGUGCUGAUUGAUGACCGACGCAUUCACGUCGACUUCUCUCAAUCGGUUUCAAAAAAUUACAAAUGGCAUAAGGGACAAGGAGGACGAGCAACGGAGAUGAACGGUCAGGGCAAUGAGAAUAGAAAGCCCGUGGAGCGGCGUCGAGACGAUAGGAAACCGGAAAGACCGGUUGAACGCCGUCAACGCUCCCGAUCUCCAAGGAGAGAGCCGCGGCACGAAGAGCGGCGAGAUCGUCGCCGGGUCGACGAACGGGAUCAGAGGCGAGAACGAGACCGCCGUGAACAUAGGCGUGAACGCGAACGCGAAGUCGUCGUCGAUCGUUGGGGCGAGGUGCAGAAGCGAGAAAUCAAGCGCGAAGCCUCGAGUUCACCAGAACGCUCCAGGAAGGAUAGGAGGCAAUCAUCGCCGAAACGCGCACGUCGCGACGCUUCACCGGCGCGUAAAAUCAAGAAGGAGGUUGUCAGCUCGGACGAUGAACGGGACCGUCGGGACAGAAAAGAUAAGAAGAAAGAGAAAAAGCAGCGCCGCUCGAGCUCAGGCAGCCGAAGCCCGUCAAGACAUCGCCGCAGA